CGGAAACAGGAGUGUAAAUCUCUUAAUCUUCCCUGGGGCUGUUUUUGGUCCUCAGGAUUUCCACACGCGGGAGAGGCCUGUCUACGAACAACAACAUCAAUGCACCGCUCGCUCCUUCUGCCGCGCUCUUCUCCCCGAUGGCUCGCUGGGCUGGAAGGGGGCUUUUCCUGCCCUAAGCCGGGCUGCGCAGCAGUUGCCCCUAGCCAAACUUCACCCAGCGAUCGCCAGAGGCCCCGGCAGCCCGCCAGGUGCUUCCAAAUCUCCCUUGCGCAAAACCAGAAUCAGCCGGUGCCUCGCACACAUGGGCAGAGCGCGCCGACUUGCAAGCGGCCAGAGAUGGGCCGGCGGUGCAGGGAGUUGGUGGAGGAAGAUCACGCCGAGGCGAAGUGCCCUGGGGACGAAAGGGCAACGCUCGGGGGUCGAGGCCGGCGGGGGAAUUAAGCCCCCACCCACUCCCGACCUCGCUUCCCUGCGUCCCUCCCCCGACACGGGCGAGGAGAGCUCCGGGCGGGCGCCUUGCUGAAGAUGCCACUCCAGACUGCAGCAGUCCCGGGGACUCCGCCGCGGGAAGCAGCAGCAGCAGCGGAUCCGCCGCGCUCGAGAGGCGCCCGGGAGUAAGCGCGGCUCCCUCCGGGAUAGCCUUAACUUGGAAAGAGCUUUCGAAAUUAGCGGGGGCUGCAUGCCGUGGAAGUGUACAACCUGAUCAUUAACUCUGCAGUCCUAAACCUGGCUACUCAGAUGUAAGAUCCAUCGAGUUGCGUGGGACUUUCUCCCAGGAUACUUAGUGGAAAAUGUACACCAGUCGCGAAGAUGUUGGCUAUGAUUUUGAAGAGGAUUCCAAAGACAGGGAGAAGAAGCUUGUGGCAAAUCCAGAUGUUGAUGGUGGAUGGGCUUGGAUGAUUGUCCUUUCUUCUUUCCUGGUGCACAUUCUCAUCAUGGGAUCACAAAUGGCCCUUGGUGUUCUCAACAUGGAAUGGCUUGACGAAUUCAGCCAAAGUCGAGGCCUGACAGCGUGGGUCAGCUCCCUUAGUAUGGGUAUAACCUUGAUUGUAGGUCCUUUUAUUGGUUUGUUCAUUAACACCUGCGGUUGCCGGAAGACAGCAAUAGCUGGAGGGAUCUUGACUGCUGUAGGAUGGAUACUGAGUUCCUAUGCCUCAAAUGUAUAUUACCUCUUUAUAACGUUUGGGGUUACAGCUGGUGUUGGGAGUGGGAUGGUAUACCUGCCUGCUGUGGUCAUGGUAGGCGAAUACUUUGAGAAGAGAAGAGCACUUGCCCAGGGACUCAGCACAACUGGGACGGGGUUCGGUGCUUUCCUGAUGACAGUUCUGCUGAAAUACCUUUGCAUGGAGUUUGGCUGGAGGAAUGCAAUGUUCAUCCAGGGAGCGGUCUGUCUGAACCUGUGUGUUUGUGGAGCGCUCAUGAGACCAGUUUAUUACAAAGAGGAAGCCGCUGAAAAAAGCGGAGAGGGAAACGUCAGCAAGAGCCAUGCAAAAGCUCUCUCUUGCUCUGCAGAAACACUGGCAUCCAAUGGCAUCUUACAGGAAGAGGCAAAAGAAGGGCAAGGUAAGAAGGAAAAGUCUGACAUUUUUUCAGACUUGGAAAACAAAGAUGUAACCAGACACUGGAAGAAUAUCUAUGCUCUUUGCGUGCUGAAGAGGGUGAGUCAGCUGACUCUUACAAUCCAGAAAGGCUUUCGGACCUGGUAUUCUAGUUACUUUGGCGCUGCAUCCCUCUUCACCAACAGAAAGUUUGCAGCCUUUGUGUUUUGGGCCUUAUUUGCAUACAGCACUUUUGUUAUCCCUUUUAUCCAUCUUCCGGAAAUAGUGAAGCAAUAUGGCCUAUCUGCACAGAACGAUGUAUUCCCUUUGACCUCAAUUAUUGCCAUUGUCCACAUUCUUGGCAAGGUCAUCCUUGGCAUCAUUUCUGAUUCACCCUGCGUCAGUGCUUGGAAUGUCUUCAUGGCAGCCAACUUCACUCUUGUCUUCUGCAUUUUCGUUUUACCACUAAUGCACACAUAUGCUGGGCUCGCUGUGGUCUGUGCCCUAAUAGGAUUUUCCAGUGGGUAUUUUUCACUCAUGCCUGUUGUUACUGAAGAUUUAGUUGGGAUUAAGCACCUCGCAAAUGCCUAUGGAAUCAUCAUUUGUGCUAAUGGGAUUUCAGCACUCCUGGGACCACCUUUUGCAGGCUGGAUUUACGACCUGACACAAAAAUAUGACUUUUCUUUCUACAUAUGUGGCUUGCUUUACAUGGUGGGAAUCCUCACUUUGCUCAUACAGCCUUGUAUUGGAAAGAUAAAGCCAUCACCGGCAAAAAACAGAGAAGGUGGAAAAGUAUAGCACAAUGUACUGAGAGCUUUUUUAAACAGAACGUCAUUUCAUCAUUUGUUUUUCCGGAAAUGGUACCAAACAGAACAUCUAAUGGGACCAACUGGACUGAAAGUCACCGUCUUUGGACAGUAAAUAAAGUUCACACUGCCACUAUCAACGGACUAGUGGAAACAAGACUACAGCUGGUAGUUUUAUUGGCACCUUUUCAAAAGCUGAACAUCCUACUGACAUAAUGGUGCAGCUUUGAUCAGUAGCUGAAAAUAAGUUCUCUCUUUUGUUAUUCACAGAGGUUUGACACAAGCACAAUUCAGCAGACUGGAAUGCAGUUACUCCUUAUUUACCGGUACACUAACAGGAAAAAGAGGGGGAAAAUAAUUAGCCCCAUUAGGAAUCACACAUAUGAGAAUCAUUUCUAUUGGUUAUUCCAACUGUUGAUAAAUUAGUUGUUGAACAUCAGCCAGACGCCAACCUGCAACAUGUUACUACACAAAUUAAUGCGAGUUUCUGGGGAACCUUUGGCCCUCUGGAUGCUAUUAGACUCCACUGCCCAUGAACCUCAGCCAGCUUGGCCAGUGGUCAGGGAUGAUGGGAGUUGUAGUUCAGCAACAUUUGAAGGGCAGUAUGUUCCCAACUCUUGUUUUAAGGACUCAAGAUAAUGAAAAUGGUGUGUUUAUUAUUAUUAUGAGAUAAAUGAUUUGUGUCUGCAGACCACGGAGCAAUUUAUUCUAUUUGCGCUAGCUUAAAUAACCUUGAGAUAGCAACAUGGGAAAGAAGGAACAAUGGCAACAAAAGCCCAAAGCUUUAAGUGGUUUACUAGUGGGGAGCUACAUCAUGGUUCUUAGAAUUAAAGGAUCAGUAGCGAGGCUACUGCUGCUGAUUUCUUGUUUACAUAUUUAGCCAAAAGGUGCCAGUCGGAGUGACCUGACAGUGUCUGUGGAUCCGAGGUCAACUGUAGCAGUUACUAAUAGUCCUAGCUGCGGAGGUACAGUGGUGCCUUUUCCUCUGCAGAGUUCAAUUCCAGUUUUUCUUGCAGCAGUAUUAUCAGGAUAACAGAAUAGGUGGGAAAUAAUGAUUGUUUAUUUAAUUUCACAAAGAGUUGAUAGGGGCAGGUCAGAAUUGCCUUCCGUGGCUUUGGUUAAAUUAGCCCAGCCAGAGCAUGCCAUGCCUCAUAUGUCAGAUCUUUUUCCCCCCAUGUAAUUGCUAUGUCACAUGCCUCUGCUAAACAAGCAAGGCUGGAACAUACAGCCUGCUGAUGUUAAGGGGCACCAAUCAUGGCCUCUGCAAAUGCAACACUAAGGAUUCUGGCACUCUUCACCAUCUCAUUCUCCUUCCCUAAGAUUAAAUAGCUUCUUGUGUAGUGACCCCCUGCCAUACAGCAAGCUGCCCCUGCUUGUGCAUGGGAAACAGCUUCUGAAGCUCUGCAACCAAGGGACAAAGCUAGUUCCCAAAAUUACUGCAAAGGAGUUAAAGUCUACCAUUGUCCUAGCUCUUGGAAGUCCAGUGUAUGAUUUCCCCCCUUGCUGCAUUAUGCCUCAAAAGCAGGAUCGGAUUGUAAUAACAAAAUAAUUUAGAUGUGGAAGUGUUUCUGUCUAAUUGUAAAAUACAGUAAGGACUAUGUUGCACAUCAAAAUGCAAACAUGCAAAAAAAAAUUCUAGACACAGCAGCUUUAGUUCAGGGUAUUUUUUGGGGGGCGGGGUGGAGAAGUGGAUGAUUAAUUCUUUUCAGGCUGACUGCUUUUAGAGCUGGAACUUCUUUCCCUAAGAUACUUUUCUAGGUUUCCAGAUGGUGUUUAUCUUGCAGUACAUGACUUUAGAAUUGCAGGGACCUUCUGAAG
Podarcis raffonei (Aeolian wall lizard) is the source of this 4162-nucleotide messenger RNA. RefSeq names its product solute carrier family 16 member 14 (gene SLC16A14). Gene Ontology annotation, biological process: monocarboxylic acid transport; transmembrane transport. NCBI's taxonomy places the organism in Eukaryota, Metazoa, Chordata, Lepidosauria, Squamata, Lacertidae. The transcript is spliced from 6 exons. The record is from RefSeq and is a predicted model, not a curated record. Bases 792 to 2336 code for a protein of 514 amino acids. Gene Ontology annotation, molecular function: monocarboxylic acid transmembrane transporter activity.